GUAAGGGUGCGUGGCCCCGAUGGGCAGGCGGCCCGCGGCGGGUCGCGGGACAGCAGUCAGCCGUCGGGAUCGCGCCGAGAGGGUCCGUGAGGGCUGACGGCUGAGUGUGGAGCGGGGAAGGCAGCAGGAACGGGGCGACCCGGGGACGGCUGGAUCGCGCCCUGUCACGCAUCCUCCCGUGGCCGACUACGCGGGACAGCUGUUGGCCCGAUUAUUAGGCUCCUGCAAGGUAUUUACGAACUGAUCGAGAUUUCAACUGAGCGAUGAAAGCGAUGAAUAGCUUGAGAGUCUUUCUUCAAGUGGAUCCAGUGAAACUGCUAUGGAGAAAGUUCCAGGUGCCAAGGUUCAUGCCUGUGAGGUCCUGUAGCCUCUAUACCUGUACUUACAAAACCCGGAGCCGGAACCCAGCUUUGCACCCACUAUGGGAGAGCGUGGACCUGGUUCCAGCGGGUGACCGCCAGUCACCCAUCAACAUCCGGUGGAGGGACAGUGUGUACGAUCCAGGCUUGAAGCCCCUCACCAUCUCUUAUGACCCGACUACCUGCCUGCACAUCUGGAACAAUGGGUAUUCCUUCCUUGUGGAAUUUGAAGACUCUUCAGACAAAUCAGUGAUCGAGGGAGGACCCCUGGAAGACCACUACCGGCUGAAGCAAUUCCAUUUUCACUGGGGAGCCAUUGAUGCCUGGGGCUCCGAGCAUACCGUGGACAGCAAAUGUUACCCAGCAGAGCUGCACCUGGUACAUUGGAAUGCAGUCAAAUUUGAAAAUUUUGAGGAUGCAGCCCUGGAAGAAAAUGGUUUGGCUGUAAUAGGGGUAUUUUUAAAGCUAGGAAAACAUCACCGAGAGCUGCAGGAAUUGGUGAAUGCUUUGCCAUCCAUCAAACAUAAGGAUACCCUUGUGGAGUUGCGCUCAUUCGACCCUUCAAGCCUGAUGCCAUCCUGCCCGGAUUACUGGACCUACUCAGGGUCCCUGACGACCCCACCGCUUUCUGAGUCUGUCACCUGGAUCAUUAAGAAGCAGCCGGUAGAGGUCGAUCACGAUCAGCUUGAGCAGUUUCGGACCCUACUUUUCACUUCCAAGGGAGAGAAAGAGCAAAGAAUGGUGGACAACUUCCGCCCUCUGCAGCCACUGAUGAAUCGAACGGUUCGCUCUUCCUUCCGCCACGAUUAUGUGCUGAAUAUACAAGCCAAGCCCACGCCCUCAACCAGCCAAGUGACCCGCUAGAUGUCCAUGUCUAGGUGGUAUUUUGUUUUAAUGUGUACAAGCUACAAAAUAUUAACUCUGCUAGUCUAGACACCUGCAAAAAAUCCUAACUUGUAGGUGGGCAUUUCUUGAUCUGUCAGUGUUCCUUUGGCCUGAGAAAAAGCUACUGAUAAACAAAUUCUUACCUUUUUUGAUACUGAUGUUUAACGCUGAAAUACCAGCAAACAACACUGCUUUCUCUUAUGACAAUCUAUUUCUUUUUUUCCGGCAUAUCUUGACCUAUCUUUUCAGUCAGUGGUUUAAUAUAGUUGUAAGUAGGGGCGAUGACCAAAAUAGUUCACAACUGAUAAGACACAGACUGACCAUCUCCAGUGCAAGUCUUUCUGAAAUAGUCCUGGGCUUAGACUGGUAAUUCCUGGCUCAGCAUUGCUUAUGGCUUUAGGUAUAUUGUAUUUCAAAAUAUAAAUAUGGCUUCUUUUAUAAGGCUUCUUCAAUGAGCAUAUUUGCUCUGAUCUUUAGUUGUCAGUACUAGUAUAGGAUAUGUUUAUUUAGUUACUACAAAUUUACGAUACUGCAAAAGUAUUUUAUAGUCCUAGGAAAAUAAAGAUUUACUUAUAUAUGAAAAAUACUUUUGCAUCUCUUAAGGUUCGACAUUUUAUUUAAAGGACAGAUAAAAUUGAAAGCAUAUACAGAAUAUUUUUAAAGAAAAUGCUUGAAGUGCCUGCACCUUAAAAAUUUUAAUAAUAUAUUUAGAGAAAAAAAUCAAGACUACAUAUAUUAGUCUAUAAUAUAUAGCACUAUUUUGCAUUAUUUGUAUACUGUUUUGUAUUUUCCACACACAGACUUAUCUUGCCAUCCCUUUAAAAUUUUCUGAACUUAAUUUUAUUUCGUUAGUUGAGAUUCUGUGUUAGGCAAGUGAUUAAUAUCAAUCUCCCAAUUUAGGCAGAGAUUUAUGAAGAAUUUUUCCACAGUGACAAGGAGAAAUACUUGUCAGAUUAAGCUAAAAUCUGGAGAGUCUCACAUUCUGAAAAAUACAUGCCACUGGUGCCCUUGCUUACAGUAACUUGGAAUGAUUCUAAUUGCCUAUAAAGUUAUGUUCAGGCUUAGCACUGUAUUAACUACUGGUUAGUAUUUCUGUCAUUAAUAUGCUAGUUUCCUAGCAAGCUAGAGUUGGAAGAAUGUACUUAACACUACUGAACUAUACACUGGAGAGAGUUAAGAUGGUAAAUUUUGUGUUACAGAUUUUCUCUUCUCUCUUAAAGUAUAAUGUUAUAUUUGAUAUGAUUUGGUAGAUUAUUUGUUGGGUCUAAGAACAGUAGAAAUUUUUUCAGAUAAAUUAAUUCUAAUGGUGUUCUCAGAUCUCUAAAUAACUUACCAAACAAUACCCAAACAUUUUGCUUUCAGAUUGAGGGGGAGCCCUAUAGUGCAUUUUACCACAAUUAGAUAUUAAUAAUAAUUUCAGGAUAAAGAAAGAUAGGGUUAGACUUGUAUGGGUAAGUUUGGAGGGUAUAUGCUCUAAAAAUGGGGGUAUGGGGAGGCAUUUGCUUUUAGAGUUCAUGAUAUCUCUGGAAAUGGAGUGCAUAUAUGCCCUCGGAAAUGAAUAAAAUUAUUAUUUUGUAUGAAGGCACUGUGAUUUGCAAAGUUGUUCAUGAUAGAGUUGUUUUAGGCAUACAAUGUUCGUUCCAACACCAGUCCCACCAUCAAUGAUCCCCUUCCCUCCACCAGUGUUCCCAGUGAAUAAAAUUAUUUCAAAAAGAUAAAUGUGCGCAAGAAGUUUAUGUUAACUCUGCAUAAUUGAUCAAAUCACAGUAAUUUUUGAAAUGGUAAGCACAUAAGAUAGGCUGUUUCCCAGGGCACUUAGGUUUUCCCUUCUACACCCCUGACAGCCUCGAGUGCCAGUACAGGGUCUAUUCAUUGCAAUGAGUCUUCCAAACCAGAGCGAGUCUGUGCAAAGACCACCUGAGUUUUCCUUGUGCCUUAGAGAUGCCCAGGAUAUAUUUACAGGUUGUUUUCCAAUUGGCACUUCUGACUUACUGUCACCCAUGUUAGGAUGUCAUUAUUAACAUUGCCUCAUUCCCUCUCACCUACUGUCCUGGUCUGCCUGAUUUAUUCUUGUUUAUCAGUUAUGCAGAUGUUGUGGAAAAUGCCUUGGGGGGGGGGUUCCUCGAUACCUUGGUCAUACGGUGAACUAAAUGGUGUGUGAAUUCUCUGGCUACUGAUAACACCCUAGCAAGAAACCUUCCGAUUGAUUCAUUUAUUUUUAUUUUUUAUUGAAUCACCGUGAGAUACAGUUAUAAAGUUGUUUAUGAUUGGGUUUCAGUCAUACAGUGUUCCAAUCAGUGUACAUUCAUUUCCUCCCACCCCGAACCCCCAGCCUGCCUCUGUGGCAGGAACUUUUCUUCUCUCUCUCUCUCUCUCUCUCUCUCUCUCUCUCUCUCUCUCUCUCUCUCUCUCUCUCUCUCUUUCCUUUUGGCCAUUAUGGUUUGCAACACAGGAAAGGUUAUCUCCUUGUUCUUGUCCACAGUUUUCAAUUCCAACUAUCAUUGUCACAGUGCUCCCUUCUCUGUUCUAACUCCCCUGCCCUCCACACUUGUGGCAAACUUCCAGCCAGGUGCUAGUCCUCCUGGCCCUCGUUUCUACUGUCUUUGGGUGUUAGUCUAAUACUAUGUUUUCCACAAAUAAGUGCAAUCAUUCUAUGUUUGUCCCUAUCCCUCUGACUCAUUUCACUCAACAAGAUACUCUCCAUGUUCAUCUAUGUAUAAGCAAAUCAUGCUUCAUAUUUUCCCACAUUCUGGCUAUUGCCGCAAUGAACACUGACAUGCAGAUGGCUUUACUGAACUUUGUUUUUGGGCCCCUGCGGUAUAUUGCUUGCUCAGUGGUGUUUCAUCUUUGAAGAUGCCUUUAGCUUCAAUGUCAUGGAAGGUUCUGCCUAAAUUUUCCUCUAUGUAUCUUAUGGAUUUUUUUGUCUGAUAUUGGGGUGUAUAAUCUAUUUUGAUCUGACUGUGCAUGGCAUUAGAAAGAUGUCUGAGCUCAUCUUUUUUUGCACGUAGCUGUUCAGUUUUCCUAGCAUCACUGUUGAAGAGGCUUUCCUUGCUCCAGAGAAACCUUUUAUGACUUCUCAGGUGUUUUUAUGCAGGGAAUUGGGAGUGUGCCCAGUGGUGCUCAGAGACUUCCUAUCUCUGUGCUCAGAAGUGACCCCUGGCAGAGCUCAGAGGACCAUAUGUGGCAUCAGGGAACAAACUGGUUUGCCUACAUACAAGGCAAGUGAUUGCCUCUCUGGCCCCCAAAGGUAUUUUGCUUGUAUCUUUUCUAGACACGAAGGGGAAAUGGGCUUGAAAUAUGUGAAAGGAUAUUAGAAAGAUUUUUAUAUCAAAAUUGCUGCUCAUCUUGGAGGGAUGUAAACCAAAUACAAACAUGAAAGUUCAUAAGUUUGUAACUGUACCCCACAGUGAUUUACUAAUAAAAAUUUAAAAAAAUAAAAUUGCUGCUCAUCUUC
Messenger RNA from Sorex araneus (European shrew), 4698 nucleotides. It is a transcript of the gene CA5B, whose product is annotated as carbonic anhydrase 5B. Gene Ontology annotation, cellular component: cytoplasm; mitochondrion. The transcript has 8 exons. Gene Ontology annotation, molecular function: zinc ion binding; carbonate dehydratase activity. Bases 264 to 1223 code for a protein of 319 amino acids. Lineage: Eukaryota; Metazoa; Chordata; Mammalia; Eulipotyphla; Soricidae. The record is from RefSeq and is a predicted model, not a curated record.